Messenger RNA from Anopheles gambiae (African malaria mosquito), 5566 nucleotides. RefSeq names its product condensin complex subunit 3 (gene Cap-G). Bases 150 to 4682 code for a protein of 1510 amino acids. Gene Ontology annotation, cellular component: cytoplasm; condensed chromosome; condensin complex. The record is from RefSeq and is a predicted model, not a curated record. Lineage: Eukaryota; Metazoa; Arthropoda; Insecta; Diptera; Culicidae. Gene Ontology annotation, biological process: mitotic chromosome condensation. The transcript is spliced from 3 exons.
AAACCCAGCAGCGCAUCCUGUCAUAACAAAGCAAUCGACGCAACCACACGCACAACAAGAAGCGACGGAGCGUCGCUUUUCCCCGUUCUCGCUUGUGCCCACCGCAGUGUGUUUUUUAUGUGAAAAGUGCCCCUCCCGUCGGAAAACUCAUGGCUCCCCGAAAGCGAAAAGUGGUGGUGGCACCGGCCAACUCGCCGGAAAAAGUGAAAUACUCGACCGCCGUCAUACAGACGGUGUUGAGCGCGCAGCAGAGCGAAACGACGCACGCGAAGCUGGUGAAGCAGCUCAAGCAACUGUACUCGACGGUGCAGCACGAUUCGUUCAUGAAAUCGUUCGUCCAGGUGAUCAAGCGCCAGAUGGAGCACGAGGAAACGAACCCGUACGCGAACAAUGUGCUCAAGUUUUGUGCCAAGUUUGUGGCCGAUCCCGAGUACAGCGAGCAGGCCGUGACGCACCCGAUAAUGGCUUCGAUCUUCGACUGGCUGCUCAGCACGAUAAGCAGUGCGCAGCUGGUCCGGUUCCGGAUCUGUCAGCUGGUGAAUCUGAUCCUGAACGCGCUUGGAUCGGACGCUGCACUGGACGAUACGGUUUGCGACAAGAUUCUGCGCUACAUGCUCGAACGGAUACGGGACGUUUCGCAGCAUGUGCGGGUACAGGCGGUGCUGGCACUGCAGCGCUUGCAGGACCCGAACUCGCCCGAGGAUCCCGUGGUGCGUGCGUACGUGUACCAUCUGGACAAGGAUCCGUCGCCGAAGGUGCGCCAGACGAUCAUUUCGGCGCUCGGGCGCAACUAUCGCCUGAUCCCGUACGUGCUGGAGCGCCUGUGGGACGUGGAUGAGCGGGUCCGACGGCACACGUACAUGCAGAUGAGCAGCUACCCGGUGCGGCACUACAAGGUGGAGCAGCGACUGAAGUUCCUCGAGCAAGGGCUGACCGAUCACUCGGACGGCGUACGUAAGGUGAUGCGUAACGUCAUGAUUCCCCAGUGGAUAGAAUCGUACCAGCGGGAUUACGUCGGGUUCGUGGAAGCGUUGAAGCUGGACGCGGACGACAAAGAGAUGGAACGGUUCCGCAAAACCUCCAAACUCGUGCUGAUGGAGAUAUUCAAAAAAAACGGUGUAAAACACAUGGCUCAACUGCUAAACUUUGGUGAGGAAAGCAAAACCGUCCCCCUGAGCGAGCUGACGAUCGAGCGGGCCAUCUGUUGGCAGGCGAUGCUGGAGCACCUGCAGCAGAGCGAUUCGGACGAGCAGGAGGAUUACAUGAUCGAGCUGAGCAAGUUUUGCGAGUACAUUAAAGCGCUGGUCGAAAACCCGACCGCGCUCGCGUUCAUGAAAGCGAACGCGAACGUCACCGCGUCGGCGAUCGGCAGCAAUCAGGUGGCGGCGGUGGCGGCCUCCUCCCCCAGCCAGCCCGAAACGAUGGACAAGCUGCAGCAGCUCUAUCUGCAGUACAUUCUGCAGAUUCUGCUCGAGAUCGUGCUGAUGUACGACUUUGGCGACGAGUUUGGGCGCGACAGCCUGAAGCAGGUGCUGUCCCACAUGCUCUGCCAGGAGACGCUGUUCGAGAUGAACGUCCGGCUGAUAAUGGAAACGUUCGAGAAGAUCAUCACGGACGUGGAGUCGCGGUUGACGUUUUUCGUCGAGCUCGUCAGCUCGGUGCUGGAACCGUCCCGGCAGGAUGUGUCGAUCAGUUCGCGCCAGCUCAUCGACACGUACCUGGAGAAGCACCCGGAGCUGACCACGCUGAAGAUACAGAUUUCCGCCCUGCGCGUCAAGAUUCUCGAGCUGAAGGAGCAGGAAAGUGCGCUGUCGGCGCAGCGAGACUACGCCGGGGCGCAGCGCAUGAACGACGAGCUGAACAUGUGCAACGAGAAGUACGCCAAUCUGGUGAAACCGCUCAUCCACGAGAUGUCGCUGACGUGCGCCAGUGGCAGCAGCAUCGGCGAUGACACCACCAACACGACGCUCCUGUUCCGCGAUUCGAUGCUGAAACCGCGCCGCGUUACGCAGGCCACCGUGGAGAAGUGUCUGCAGAUUUGCUUCUAUCUCGUAAACAGUCCCUCGGUGCGGGUGCUUACGCCGCCGGUUUGCGAUCUGUACCGGACGUUCAUCAGCCGGCACGUGCAGUCCGGGCAGCUGUCGACGCGCAACUGGGCCUUGCGCACGUCGACCGCGUUCAGCAUGCUGUACGAUGGGCUGAGCAAGGAAACGUUCCAGCUGCUGUAUCAGCAGUUCCUCAACACCGCUUCGUCGCGGCUGUGGAAGACGGCGAUCGAGUGCGUGUUCGAGCUGCUGGACAAGUACGGGUUCGAGUACUUCGAUCUGGAGAGCGAGGACGCGAUCAACACGAGCAAGGACGAUUCGCGCACGCAGAAAAGCUCCCGCCAGCUGUUCAGCCGGCAGAACAGCAGCUACCACGACGAUCUGAUGCAGUCGUCGUCGUGCAAUGGGAACGAGUUCUACAAGAUGUCGGUGCACUUCAUGGACACGUGCAACGAUAGCGUGAUCUGUUCGGCCAUCAUCGAGGGCUUCUGCCGGCUGAUACUGCGGGGCAAGUGCACGUCGGCGGACAUCAUGUCGAAGCUGCUGUUGCGCUUCUUCAACCCGACGACCGAGCCGGAGAUGCAGCAGAUGCUGGGCAUCUUCUUCCAGCGGCUGAUUGCCAAGCGGCGCCAGGAGCUGAUGCAGAAGGCGCUGCUGAGCACACUGUUCAUGGUGCUGGAAGCGCCGAACGAAAGCCCGCUCGCGGAGGUACGGCCCGAGACGGUGAUCAAGUUCGUGGUCGACUCGACGCAGCCCGUCUUUUGCAGUCCGGGCGUGAAUCCGCACAACACGAUCGCGGUCACGUUUUUGCGCGUGAUGCGGGACAACAUUACGCUGAAGGAUCUGCUAAAGCUGCUGAGCAAGGAGCUGCUGGGGCUGGACAUUAAGGACGAUCCGGUGCUGCGGAACGAUCUGGCCAGCACGGCGGACGAGAUACUGAAGGAACCGUUGCUUGAUCCGAAGACGGUGAAGAACCUGAACACGUUCCGGGAGCUGAUGCUGGGCAAGAUACGGGAGACGCUCACCUUCUCGUCCUCCCGCGCACCUGUAGCAGCGGACGGAGAGGAGGGCGACGAGGAAGAAGCGGCUGAGGCGGAACCGGAGGCGGAAGGGAAUGACGACGAUGGGAAGGAGGAGGGACCGGGCGAUGGGGAGGAAACCGAGCAGGAGGAGAACGAGGACGAAGAACGGUCGGAGGAACGGCCGCUGAUAAACAAAUCCAUUUUGCAGGAAGAUUCCGAUACCGAUCUGCUCGCCUCACCGAUGAAGCAACCGGGGGGCGGUUCGUUGGCAUCCCCAGCAAGGGACAGGACACCUCGGGCAGCACCCGGGACGCCCGAUUCGGGUGUGAAAUCACUCCGCCGGUCACUGUUGACGAAUUCGGCCAAUGCAGCAGCAGCAACAACAACAACAGCAACAGCGGACAGUGGCAAUUUCAAGGUGCCCGAUGCGUCCGCGUUGCGCAAAAUUCAAGCCGCCUCGGCGCGGGUACGGGAAGCGCUGAGCCAAUCGCGCUCCGCCACCGCCUCGAAGGGAACGGACUCGGAGGAAGAUUUUGAAAUUCCCGCCACAAACGAUGGCGCAAGGCGGCAGCAAAGCUCUUCGUCCAGUUCGUCCGACUCGGAGUUUGAAAUUCCGGAAACGCAAUCGCCGGGUGAUGAUGCUGGUGCUGUUGAUGCUACACCUUCUCCGCAGCCAGCGUCGGCACGUGCGGCGAUGCGCCGGAAAGUGUCCACAACACGGUCAGGCGCUCGAAUGGCGAGCAGGAAGACAUCAACACCGGCUGCGACGAGAUCAGUGUCCACCUCCUCAUCUUCCUCUUCUUCGUCGGACUGUGAGGCAGUGGACGUUUCACCGAAUGUUACGGUCAGUCGUAUUAAUCGCAACGCGAGGCCAAUAAACAAGGUGGCGGCCAAAACGUUGCUCGAGCGGAAAAAGCUUGCCGAAGCGCCCAUGACGAUGCCCCGUGCCACACGGACCGCGGCCCGCCGGGAAAUGGCCAACAGUAAGGUGAUGACGCGCAAAUCCCUGUCCGAGCUGAACGCUUCUGCUCCCGGUACCGGUAGAUCCUCGGCCACACCAACAACACCAACGAGUGAACGGCGCACGGGUAGCAAAUCGAGAAGCAAGACAACGAACGAAGUGAAUUCCCCUGCCAAACACAACGGCACCACGGCACCACGGCCAUCGCGUCGCUCGAACAAAGCGCCCGAUGAGUCGGAAACCACCGUACAGUCGCGUACAUCACUAUCUCCGGUACGAGCCGUGUCGACACGACGUUGGGUAGCAUCGACGAGUGCCUCCACCGGUCAGCAGAGCGAUUCUCCGUCGGGCAGCAAACGUACGCGUGGACAACGGUCGGUCACCACCAGCACCCAGCAGCAAUCGGACAGCACCACAAAGACACCGACCGCCAGUCGGAAGGUUGUGUCCGGUGGUGGCACAGAGAGUAGCGGUGGCGGCACCUCCACCUCCAGCCCGAUACGAACGAAGCGGGCCGCAAUCGUGCUCACUCCCCUCAGCGCCGUCAUCCGUCGCACGAGAGUGUCGAACGGUGCAGCAAACAGCGGCAGUCCAUCGGUGGGCACCUCACCGCGACGACCGAACCGGAAAGCGACACGAAAGGAGGUCGGUUGAGACGAUGAUUGAUGAUGAUGGUGGCAAGAGCAGCAGACAAAGCAAGCUGGGAAAAUUUAAUUUUGAAACGUCAGUGUAUCCUUUACUCUAUCUUCUACGUGAGUGUGUUUGUGUCUGCAACGAUUUUUAGCUAAUCUUAGGAGGCGAGCGGGGACGCUUGUGUGAAUACUGCGCGUCUAUUUUUUAUAUAUAUUUUGCUAUUUGCUGCUGUAUAUAUUACUACUAUAUCAAUAAAGGAUUCUUUACAAGGCUACUACGCCUCACACCCUUCCCUGAGGCGACAACGAAAUGAAGACGCAUGGUAGAGGAGGCCCUUUAAAAAAACGAGAAAGAAACGGAUAGUUUUGUGACUUUUGGAUGCAUAUCUGCACAAAUAUACACGGGAUUUCGAUUUUGUAUUUAUUUUGUAAUGAUUUACUACAAAAAGAGUGUUUUUUGUUUUAUUCUUAUCGAUUCAACUACCGCCCUGACUACACACAACACACAAGAGGCGCACCACGCACCACGUGUGCGAGCGAAUCUUUGCUUGCGUAUUGUUUUGUUAUGAGGGACGCACGCACGCACGUACGCACCCUUUGCGCGUACGAUGGCGCUGCGGAUGCGCGGGCGCAUUUGAUUGGUAGUUUUACGUGAGUUAGUGUUUGUUUUUGUUGCUUUUGCUUCUUACCUCCUCUCUCUCUCUUUUAGGUUCUGCUUUACAUGAGUAGUUUGUUUGUUUGUUUGUUUGUUGGUUUUGUCUUACGUUUUAAGUUGUUGUACCUUAACUAUUGGUAAUAUAUUUUGUGUGUGUUUUUUUGUUUUUUUCGUCCUCUUUCUUCUCGUCGUUUCGCUAGUUACUCUUGUUUCACUUUACAGCUUAGAGGAUAAACUCUUUGUGCGCAAAA